Messenger RNA from Effrenium voratum, 2218 nucleotides. The record is from the annotation of a GenBank genome assembly. NCBI's taxonomy places the organism in Eukaryota, Dinophyceae, Suessiales, Symbiodiniaceae.
CGCAGAACUGUCCCAGCGCAUAGCGCAGCUGCGCGCGCUGGGCUUGGCCAAGUUUGCGAGCCAAAGCUUUGCUCGCGAUGCCGAAGGGGCGAAGUCGCAGCCCGCCCGGCCUCCAGCGAGUGGAUGCCGGCCCAGGAGACACCAACUGGCUCACGGGGCGCACCUAUUCUAAGCGCUUCUUCGAGAUCCUCAAGUCCCGCCGGAAGCUGCCCUGCUGGCAGAAGCGGCAGGAGGCCGUGGACAUGGUGCAAAAGCACCAGAGCUCCGUGCUGAUCGGGGAGACUGGGAGCGGCAAAACAACGCAGGUGCCGCAGUUCCUGCUGGCGGAGUUUGGUUCGGGCAAGAUAGCAGUGACGCAGCCUCGGCGCGUGGCAGCAAUGAGUGUUGCUUCUCGAGUCGCCCAGGAGAUGGAUGUGGAGUUGGGCCAGGAGGUGGGGUAUCUUAUUAGAUUCGAGGACAUGACCAGCGAAAGCACUCGCUUGAAGUACAUGACCGACGGCAUGCUGCUGCGCGAGUGUCAGACGGAUCCACUCAUGAGUCAGUAUUCCGUGAUCAUCCUAGACGAGGCACAUGAGCGGACACUCUCUACGGACAUUCUCUUUGGCCUUCUGAAAGAGGUCCUACAGAGGAGGCCAGAGCUCCGCUGCCUGGUGAUGUCCGCGACUUUGGAGGCCGAGAAAUUCCAGGAGUACUGGUCAGGUGCCCCCCUGCUGCGGAUCCCUGGACGGAUGUUCCCGGUCGAAACCUUCUUCACCUUGCGGCCUGAGAAGGACUACCUGGCCGCAGCAGUGGAGACCUGCUGCCUCAUCAAUGUACAUGAGGGACCAGGUGAUAUUCUUUGCUUUCUUUGUGGGGAGGAGGAGAUUGAAAAGGCCUGUGCCGAGAUUGAGGGGAGAGCGGAGGAGACUGGCAAGAACACGCUCGUUCUUCCAUUGUACUCCUCUCUGCCGAUGAAUCAGCAGAGGCGGGUGUUUCCGCCUGCGCCAGAGGGCGCGCGGAAGAUCAUCGUGGCGACCAACAUCGCCGAGACCUCUCUUACGAUCGACGGCGUGGUCUUUGUGGUGGACCCUGGGCUCUUCAAGCAGAUGCUCUACAACCCCCGGACCCACGUGGAGUCGCUGCUGGUGUCCCCCAUCUCCAAGGCCAGCGCCAUGCAGAGGGCUGGUCGCGCAGGCCGCACACGGCCUGGAAAAUGCUUCCGACUGUACACCUUGGAGACCUUCGAGAAGGAGUUGCCAGAAAGCACCUACCCGGAGAUCAUCCGCAGCAACUUGAGCGCAGUUGUGAUAUCCCUCAAGAAGUUGGGGGUGGAUGACAUCGUGCAUUUCGAUUUCAUGGAGCCGCCGUCGCCGGAGGCGAUGAUGAGGGCGCUGGAGAUGCUACACUUCCUCGGUGCCAUUGACGACGAGGGUGACCUCACCGAUGUAGGCUCCCGCAUGGCCGACUUUCCAGUGGACCCGCACCUGAGCCGCACCAUCAUCGCUGCCUCCGAGAGGGCAUGCCUCACCGAGGUACUGGCCAUCAUCGCGAUGCUCUCAGUGCCGCCGCCUUUCAGCCGGCCCCGCUACGCGCAGAAGGCAGCAGAUCGUGCCCACAAGCACUUUGCGUCCGGCUAUGGCGACCAUUUGUCGCUGCUGAACGCCUUCCAGGCCUAUGUGAGCAGCGGCUCCAAGACCCAGUUCUGCCAGGAGAACUUUCUCUCAGAGCGCAACAUGAAGCAGGCGGAGAAUGUUCGGAAGCAGCUGGCGUCCAUCGCUCGCAAGGCCAAGCUGGAAGAUGCCUCCGGCGAGAUGUUGACGCACAGCAUCCGCAGAGCGUUCAUUGAGGGCUUCUUCAUGCAAUGCGCCCACCUAGACGAGAGUGGCAAGCACUAUCUCACUGUGCGGGACCAGCAGAUGGUGGCAAUCCAUCCCUCCUCGUUCCUGCAGCACAAGCCCGAGUGGGUCCUGUAUCAUGAGACUGUGGUCACCGAUAGGUGCUACAUGCGGAAUGCUACAACGAUCCCACCUGAGAUGCUGAUUGAGGCGUCACCCAAGUUCUACCAUCCAGAGAGGUGUAAGCUGCAUGAGCAUGCCCGGAAGAUCCUUCGCCGUGCUUUGCCACGGGUGAAGUCCUGAACCUGGGAGCAGGUGCACAGCCAAUCUGCGCCGCCCAAAGCUGGUCUUGGCAAGCAAAAGGCUCUCGUUUCGAAUUUCGCUGGGGCAAGUUGAUCAGUGAC